AAAAAACAAAUAGUGAUCAUUUGGGUGUUUGACUUUUUGUUAUCACUUAUCAGUAUCGCGAAACGCAGCAAACCGAAACCCUCCGGAAAUGGAAGCGGUGGGUUCAAGGCUAGGCCGAGCCUCCUCCCGCUACGGCGCACCCACCGUGUUCAGCGGCCCCGUCAGGAAGUGGAAGAAGAAGUGGGUCCACGUCUCUUCUUCCUCUUUACACACCACCAAUACCACUAACACUCACUCUCACUCCACCACAACCAACACUACCACCAACAACAACGUCAACAGCGCUUCCUCUCGCCUCCUUCUCCGCCGUUGGACACCCAUCACUGCCUCCUCUGCUGCCGAAGACGAUGGCGACCCACGCGAUGUCUCUGACGAGCCACCGCGAAGGAAGUUCCGCUAUACUCCUAUUGCUGUGCUUGAAGAACAGAAGAAGGCUGUUAUUGAAAAGGUUGAAGAUGAACUCAUAGCUGAUCGUGACCAAUUGCCCGAAGAUCAGAGAAAUGUGAAUCAUGAGAUCCACGGAAUGCUGAAUAUGAAUGAAAUGUCAGAGGAGAGCAAGGAUUCUAACAUUGGUGAGUUGGAUCUCGGUUUGAGCUAUCCUGGCAUCAACAGCAAAACACAGUGAUGUCCAAUUGGAGAAAACAUACCCAGUGGUGGGUGGACCAUGAACUGAAAGAAAAACCCUAUUUAAGUAUUACUUAAAGAAAUACCAUCUAGCUAAAUAUAUGACCAUGUGAUGUACCAUCCUAUCUUGACAUGAUUGCAGUUAGUUAGAAUCUCGUGUGCGGAGUUGGUACUGUUUAACUAGUGCUAGUAGUAGUAUAAAAAUCAGGAACUAGUGUAGAUAAGCUUAGGUUGAUAGAUAUAUUGCUAAAUGCAUCAUACAUGGAUACAUCAUACGUGGUGUGAGUCUUAGUUUAUGUAGAUAUAAAAUCUUAGGUUGCUCUAAA
Molecule: messenger RNA, 950 nt
Organism: Arachis duranensis
Lineage: Eukaryota; Viridiplantae; Streptophyta; Magnoliopsida; Fabales; Fabaceae
Exons: 3
Coding region: 89-625 (178 amino acids)
Source: RefSeq, a predicted model, not a curated record